Prionailurus viverrinus (fishing cat) is the source of this 966-nucleotide messenger RNA. Its product is annotated as olfactory receptor 52N2. Lineage: Eukaryota; Metazoa; Chordata; Mammalia; Carnivora; Felidae. Gene Ontology annotation, cellular component: membrane. Gene Ontology annotation, biological process: G protein-coupled receptor signaling pathway. Gene Ontology annotation, molecular function: G protein-coupled receptor activity; olfactory receptor activity. Bases 1 to 966 code for a protein of 321 amino acids. The record is from RefSeq and is a predicted model, not a curated record. The transcript has a single exon.
AUGUGUGGGGAAAACAGCUCCAGCCUGACCCCGGGAUUCUUUAUCUUGAAUGGGAUUCCUGGGCUGGAAGCUGCACACACCUGGAUCUCCCUGCCAUUCUGCUUCAUGUACAUCAUCGCUGUCGUGGGGAACUGCGGGCUCAUCUACCUAAUCAGCCAUGAGGAUGCUCUGCACCGGCCCAUGUACUACUUCCUGGCCCUGCUCUCCUUCACAGAUGUCACCCUGUGCACCACCACUGUACCCAAUAUGCUGUGCAUAUUCUGGUUCAACCUCAAGGAGAUUGACUUUGAUGCCUGCCUGGCUCAGAUGUUUUUCGUCCACAUGCUGACUGGGAUGGAGUCUGGGGUGCUCAUGCUCAUGGCCCUGGACCGCUAUGUGGCCAUCUGCUACCCCUUACGUUAUUCCAUCAUCGUCACCAACCCUGUCAUCGCCAAGACCGGUCUUGCCACCUUCCUGAGGGGUGUGCUGCUCAUUAUCCCAUUCACUUUCCUCACCAAGCGUCUGCCCUAUUGCCGGGGCAACUUCAUUCCCCAUACCUACUGUGAUCAUAUGUCUGUGGCUAAGGUGUCCUGUGGCAAUUUCAAGGUCAAUGCUGUCUAUGGUCUGAUGGUUGCUCUCCUUAUUGGUGUGUUUGACAUCUGCUGUAUUUCUGUGUCUUACACUAUGAUAUUGAGAGCGGUAGUGAGCCUGUCAUCUGCAGAUGCUCGUCACAAAGCCUUUAGCACCUGUACAUCCCACAUAUGUGCCAUUGUGAUCACUUAUGUUCCAGCUUUUUUCACUUUUUUUGCCCACCGUUUUGGAGGACACAAUAUCCCCCACCACAUUCACAUCAUUGUAGCCAACCUUUACCUGCUCCUACCUCCUACAAUGAACCCUAUUGUUUAUGGAGUCAAGACCAAGCAGAUCCGAGAAGGUGUGUUCAAGUUUUUACUUGGAGACAAGGUUGUCUUUACUCAAGACAAAUGA